UAUUCUUAAAGGUUUAAUUAUACAACCCAAUUGAAUACUUUUUAAUAAUUACAUAUCUCAAAAUUAUAUUUAAGCGUGAACCAUGAAUGUGGGAUCUAUUUUGAAUAAUGAUUCCCCACCUGGUGAUGGGGAGUCUGUAGAUGUGCCUCAACGUCCACAAGCUUCACCUAGUCAACAAAGACAUUCAUUAGUGAAUUUAUUGAAUGACCCAGCCCCAUCGGGUCCAACGAAAUCUUCUGAUGUAGAAUCCAAUUCCAACGAGGUGAAAUCUCCUGUGAGCACUUCAGAUGGGAACUCUGCUGAUUAUAAGGUACCUAAACAGGUGACAUCAUCACCAGUGACCGUUUCUCGAAUGGCACCACUUAUGAAGCGUAAUUCAAUUGCCAAUAUCACCAAUGACCGUGAUGUCGAUAUUAAUACUGGCCAAGAGACUCUCAAUGUAAGCAGGCAAUCCAGUAUAAGCGAACCGCAUCCAACAUCGGCACUGGAAGACCUGUCCCUGAUAUCCGUGCAUGAAGAAAAUGGGAUUAUCCAUGGAAAGAAGGGUUCAUUAAAGCCAAAGAGAUAUGAAACACCUCCAAUUUGGGCACAAUUGUGGCGACCUCGUGCAGAACAACACACAUAUGGAUACGAAGAGAGAAAUAUCUCAUCUGGUAGUAUGAAUAAUGCUUCCGCUAUACCUACAUCUCAACUUUCAAACAAAUCUGUAUUCAACAAUUCACAUACAGAAAGUGUAGAUCUUGAAUGUUCUAUUACAGGAGUAAUACCACCCCCAUCAGUAACACGUACCAUUGCUGAGUGGAUAUAUGCAAACUUUACUGAAAUUCCGGAUGAUAGAAGGAAAUAUGUUGAACUUGAAUUAAAAUUUGGUACUAUCAUAGAUAAACGAGCCAGUCAUAGGAUCGAUUUGAAUGUACUGACUGAAUGUAUUUUCACCGAUACAUCAAAUACAUAUUUUGAUGUGGGGGUCCAUGAAGUUGGAUGGAAUGAUAUGUGUAAAUUUCUAGAUGAUUUAGAGAAAUCAUAUCAAGAAGAUUUACGUAAAAAUCCUCAACUUGCAAGAGAAAAACCAAAGAGAAAGUUUAAUAAUUUAGAAAGUGAUAUCACUGAUACUUUUUAUCAAAUUAUCCAAAGAAAUGAACAACCAAAGACUAUCCGUAUAUCAAAGGAUAAUCAACUCAAACCUCCAAGAUACACUGCCAUUAACAAACAAAGAAUAUCUGACUUGUUUAUCCAUAAUCCUUCUUCAAUGUAUGACUUGAGAUUAUCCCUUUCAUCAGAAAAUCCAAUACCUGAUAGUGAUAUUGAACUGAUUUUAAAGAAGCAACCACCUACACUUACCAGAGUGAAAAAGAGAAACUCUUGGUCUCAUAAACCAACAGUAACACGAUUUGACAUGACUCGAGUUCUUGUUCCACGAGAACUGAAAAAUAAAAGUGGGAAAAAGAUUAUUGAACAAGAUCAAAGUUAUGAAGUUGAGCUUGAAGUUGAUACUUUCGAGCUUUUCAAUGGGUUUGAUAUGUUUAAAUCUGGACUGGAUUCCAUAAGAUUUGAAGAAUUGGUUGAGAUAUUUGUUAACAAUGCCAGAUGUCUUAAUAAUAGAGUUACUAAACUUGCUAGUAAGUAAAUAUCUGAAGAAAAUUAUAGAAAGAUAACAUCCAAAAUGUAUAUUAGAUAGUGGUAUUUUUAAAGAG
Messenger RNA from [Candida] anglica, 1694 nucleotides. Lineage: Eukaryota; Fungi; Ascomycota; Pichiomycetes; Serinales; Debaryomycetaceae. The record is from the annotation of a GenBank genome assembly.